AUGUCAAUGGACAUUGACGCUCCGGUGGCCAUACCAUCAGGGCAGCAACGACAAGCAGCAACGAUCUUGUGCUGUAACUGUGGUGCACCAAUCGACGGAACAGCCGCGGCAGGCGCCCUCUGUUUCGACUGUGUAAAAUUGACAGUCGAUGCUUCGGAAGGCAUUCAGAGGGAAGGAACACUUCUCUGCUGCAAAGACUGCGAACGAUGGCUCAGCCCGCCAUCACAAUGGGUCACAGCCGCUCCCGAAUCUAGAGAACUUCUCGCACUGUGUUUGAAGAAAUUGAGAGGAUUGAGCAAAGUCAGAAUCAUCGAUGCCAGCUUUCUGUGGACCGAACCACAUUCAAAGCGGAUCAAAGUCAAGAUCACCGUUCAGCAGGAGGCUUUCGAGGGUGCCAUUAUUCAGCAAACUUUCGAGGUUGAGUACGUUGUCGCUGGUCAGCAGUGUCCAGAUUGUGCAAAGUCAUACACUGCCAAUGUAUGGCGAGCGUCUGUCCAAGUACGUCAGAAAGUUCCUCAUAAACGAACUUUCCUGUACCUUGAACAGUUGAUGCUCAAGCACGGCGCCCAUAAGGACACGAUCAACAUCAAGGAAGUCAAGGAUGGCCUGGACUUCUACUUCUCCCAACGAAAUCAUGCAGAGAAAUUUGUUGAUUUCCUGACAUCGGUCACACCCGUUAGAGUGAAAAAGUCGCAAGAAUUAAUCUCGAUGGACAUCCAUACAUCAACCAAGUCUUACAAGUUCACAUACUCUUGCGAACUCGUGCCGAUAUGCAAGGACGACCUUGUCGCAUUACCAGUCAAGUUAGCCAAGUCGAUCGGCAACAUUUUUCCUCUCGCUCUUUGCUACAGAGUUGGCACGUCGAUCAAUGUCAUCGAUCCCAACACUCUGCAGACUGCAGAUCUACCGACAAACAUCUACUGGCGCGCUCCCUUCAAGAAUCUCGCAGAUGUACGGGAGUUGGUUGAGUUCAUUGUGAUGGACAUUGAACCCACUGGUCAACAAAACGGGCGCUUCUUCAUGGCAGAGGUAACAGUGGCCAAGGCUUCUGAUCUUGGAUCGAACGAUCGAACAUACUUCUGCCGAACUCACCUUGGGGGCGUUUUGCAUGCUGGUGACUCGGUCAUGGGAUAUGAUUUGAGCGGCACGAAUUUCAACAGUCCGCAGUUUGAGGAUAUCGAGAACAGCUCUCUUGCAUCUCGGGUACCGGAUGUCGUAUUAGUCAAGAAGCACUAUGCCAGAAAGAAGAAGCCGAAGAGGAACUGGCGGCUCAAGAGGAUGGAGAAGGAUGAGGGAGAGCUUUUGCCGAAGAAAGCCGACCAGGAGAAGCUGGACGCCGACUACGAAAUGUUCUUGCGCGACGUGGAGGAGGAUGAGGAGCUACGCAAUACAUUGGCUUUGUACAAGGCGCGGCAGCAGGCGAAGGAGGCGGAUGCCAUGAGCAUGACGGAGACGGAGGCGGACCAAGACGAUGAGGUGCCCAAGAUCAACAUGGAGGAGCUCCUUGAUGAUUUUGAGGACUUGCACGUGAAAGACUGA
Cyphellophora europaea CBS 101466 is the source of this 1539-nucleotide messenger RNA. RefSeq lists its product as uncharacterized. The transcript has a single exon. Gene Ontology annotation, biological process: ribosomal large subunit export from nucleus. The record is from RefSeq and is a predicted model, not a curated record. The coding region runs from base 1 to 1539 and encodes 512 amino acids. Gene Ontology annotation, molecular function: ribosomal large subunit binding. Lineage: Eukaryota; Fungi; Ascomycota; Eurotiomycetes; Chaetothyriales; Cyphellophoraceae. Gene Ontology annotation, cellular component: nucleus; cytoplasm.